GGUGCGGCGGCUGCGAUGUGCUCUGCGGGGAGGCGCUGGGGCCGGCGGCAGCGAAUCCUGCUCUGGGGCGUUCUGCUGGCGGCUUGGGAGGCGGUGUGGGGGCAGCUGCGCUACUCGGUGCCCGAGGAGAUGCCCAAGGGCUCGUUCGUGGGAGAUAUGGCCAAGGACCUGGGGCUGCAGCUGCCGGCGCUCCAAGACCGCGGCGUCCGUGUUGUCUCCGAAGACAGGACGCAGUAUUUUGCUCUGCACGGGAAGACGGGACAUUUAUUGACGGCCGAGAGGAUCGACAGAGAAGAUUUAUGCGAGAGUGUGGAGCAAUGCGUGCUGCGCUGUGAGCUGAUAGUGGAGGGGGAAAUGAAGGUUUAUGGAAUAGAAGUGGAAGUAACGGACGUUAACGACAAUGCGCCCAGCUUCCGAGAGGCAGAAAAACAGCUGAGAGUGAGUGAGACAACUUCUCUGGGGUCGCGAUUUCCCCUAGCCAGGGCUCAUGACCCCGACUGGGGACAGAAUUCCCUGCAGAGCUACGAGCUGAGCGGCGACGAGCACUUCUCGCUGGCCGUGCAGACGGGCCCCGGCGGGGAUCAGCGUCCCGAGCUGGUGCUGGCGAAGGCGCUGGACCGGGAGGAGGCGGCGUUCCACGAGCUGGUGCUGAGGGCGAUGGACGGCGGCGAUCCGGCCCGGACGGGCACGGCGCGGAUCCGCGUGACGGUGGUGGACGCGAACGACAACGCGCCCGUGUUCAGCCAGGCGGAGUACACGGUGCGUGUGCCGGAGGACGUGCCCGUGGGCUCCACCCUCGUCACCGUCACGGCCACCGACCCCGACGAGGGUAUAAACGGGCACAUGAAAUUUUCAUAUCAAGCACUUUCUGUGAAAGCCUCGCAAAUUUUUCAGCUUGACGCCGAAACAGGAGAGAUUAUGUUGAUGCGUAACUUGGACUUUGAGGAAGGCAACUACUAUGAACUGGAGAUUCAGGUUCGAGACGGCGGAGACCUUUCCGACACGGCGAAAGUAGUGAUCAGCGUGACAGACGUAAACGACAAUGCGCCGGAGAUUUCUGUGAGGUCAGCGCUGAGUGAGAUCUCGGAGGACGCCCCGACGGGGACGGUGGUGGCCCUGCUGCACGUGCACGACAGAGACUCGGGGGCCAAUGGCGACGUGCGCUGCUCUCUCGACGGGAGUCUCCCUUUCCGGCUGGACAGCUCGCAAGGCAGCCACUACCGCGUGGUGACAGCGAGAGAGCUGGACCGGGAGCAGCAGUCGGAGUACAACGUGACAGUGCGGGCGUCCGAUGGCGGGUGGCCGGCGCUGCAGAGCAGCAGGGUGCUGGCGCUGCGGGUGCUGGACGUGAACGACAACGCGCCGGUGUUCUCGCAGGAGCGCUACAGCGCGCGUCUGCGGGAGAACAACGCGGCGGGCGCGCUGGUGCUGGUGGUGCGGGCGACGGACGCCGACUGGGGUGGGAACGCGCGUGUGCGGCUCCUGGACCCAGUCCUGGUCAAUAUUUUUAUCACUGAUCUGGAAGUGGGUAUUGAGUGCACCCUCAAUCAGUUUACAGAUGACACCAAGUUGGGUGGGAGUACCCUUCACUAUCAGAAUGACACUGAACUAUUGAAGCACUUGCAGAGCAGAGCAAUGAAGCUGGUGAAGGAUCUGGAGAACAAGAUUUAUGAGGAGCAGCUGAGGGAACAAGUUCUUCUGCACUUCCUGAGUGGAAUCGCGGAGAGAACCCAGCGCCGGUGCAGCCCCCAGCGCGGCCCAAAGGCGGCUGCAGUGCUGCGGCGGCGCCUCCGGGUGUCGCUGUUGGCCGCCGCCGAGCGGCGCUGGAGCCGCAGCCGCCGCCGCCGCAGCGUCCUGCCCCCGCAGGCUGCUCGCUCGCCCGGCCAGUGGCGGCCAGAGCGGCAGCGGCACGGGCAGCAGAG
Messenger RNA from Empidonax traillii (willow flycatcher), 1922 nucleotides. Its product is annotated as protocadherin gamma-A12-like. The record is from RefSeq and is a predicted model, not a curated record. The transcript is spliced from 4 exons. Lineage: Eukaryota; Metazoa; Chordata; Aves; Passeriformes; Tyrannidae. The annotation marks the transcript as partial. Gene Ontology annotation, cellular component: plasma membrane. Gene Ontology annotation, molecular function: calcium ion binding. Gene Ontology annotation, biological process: homophilic cell-cell adhesion.